AAAAUAGGUACCUAAUAAGCAACAAUAACGAAACGCGAUUGGCGAGACGCGACCACCUUCACAAAAGCAGUUUUUUUUUCAAUCGAGUGGUAUAUCGAACGCUAUAAUACCGUGACGAGGCAGUGCAAGCGUGCAUGCGCUUCGCAAAGGUCCACAGUUUUCCCGUCGUCCUCUCAACCUUUGACCAGAAGUCUUUCGUUGGUUUUUACCCGACGAUCAGCGCCGGCCUUUUCGGAUUCUCCGACCGUUGCAGCAGCAUGCCGUCUGAAUUAUUUUUUUCGUAAAUAAUAAUCGUCGUCGUUUGCCUGUUCCCGCGGCCGCUCUUAUCGCCAUGUGGCCUUCGUUGAACCUCCGCUGUACGUUGUCGCUGCAUACGAUCAUCGCCUUGGUCGUCGCUUUGGCCGUCGUUGUCGUCGUCGUGAUCGCCGUCCGCCCGACGAUCGCCGCCCCUAAGUCCGACGGCGACGCGACGAUCUCGAUCGACGGCCAGCAUUGUAAGUGCGUGCCGUUCAACCUGUGUUGGUCGAACAAUACCGUCAACGUAACCUCUAGCGAAGGCAGUUGCAGCAGCAAUAAAGUAUGCUGCAUAAAUGAAUAUGUCAAUAACAAUGUUCGUAGUUGUGGCAUUGGUAUUUCACCACCAAAUACCAUCAAUUCUGAUAAUAUAAGACCCCGUAUUAUUAAUUUCGAAGAUAACUCAAACACACAUUUUGGUCAAUUUCCGUGGAUGGUUGCUAUUUUGAAAACAGAUAUAAAUCACGAGACUGGUAUUACAACUGAAAAUGUUUUUGUUUGUGGUGGUUCAUUAAUACAUCCACGAGUCGUUUUAACUGCGGCACACUGCGUCAGCAAGGAUGUGAAAUUAAUAAAAGUACGAGUUGGCGUGUGGGAUACUCAGUGCCCCAAUGAUGAAGAAAAUAGUAAAAAUUCGUGCGAAGAUUUUGGUGUUUCAAAAAUAGUUUAUCAUCCAAAUUAUUAUUAUGAUGAUAGCACUAUACGUAAUGAUGUUGCGUUAGUCGAACUCGAAUCCGAAAUUAUAUUACAUCCACAUAUUAGUAUUAUAUGCAUUCCUGACAAUGAAAAUCAAACAAACUAUGACCCUCAAUCGUGUGUAUCAACAGGGUGGGGUCAAAAUGGAUACGAACCGAGUAUAUACGGACCUCAAACUGAAUUAAAAAAAGCAGAGUUGUCUCUUAUCCCCAAUGAUUUGUGCCAGCAGAAAUUACGGACCACGGUACUUGGGGCAAAUUUCGUUUUACAUGAAAGUUUUCUUUGUGCUGGUGGCAUAACAGGAGUAGAUACAUGCAAAGGUGAUGGUGGCGGACCGUUGAUAUGUGCAAUGAAAGGAGACCAAGGGAAGUCUAAAAAAUAUAUCCAAGUGGGCAUUGUGUCUUGGGGUAUUGGGUGUGGUGAUGAAAAUAUACCUGGUGUAUACUCGUCGGUAGCGGUGAAUUCUCAGUGGAUCAACGAUGAGCUUAAAACGAUUACAUCAAAAUGAAAACGUUGCUUUUUUGAACUGUUGACAUUUUAAUUCAUAUUUUAUCACACUUUGACCGAGAAUUUGAGUCGAUUUAUUUUCCGAUUAAGAUUUUUAUCAAAUUAUGGAAAAUAUAUGGGUAACAUAAAAAUAAUAAACUAUUCAUUACAGUUA
Acyrthosiphon pisum (pea aphid) is the source of this 1651-nucleotide messenger RNA. RefSeq names its product phenoloxidase-activating factor 2. Gene Ontology annotation, molecular function: serine-type endopeptidase activity. The record is from RefSeq and is a predicted model, not a curated record. The transcript has 6 exons. Gene Ontology annotation, biological process: proteolysis. Bases 332 to 1498 code for a protein of 388 amino acids. Lineage: Eukaryota; Metazoa; Arthropoda; Insecta; Hemiptera; Aphididae.